Mus musculus (house mouse) is the source of this 4665-nucleotide messenger RNA. RefSeq names its product RIPOR family member 3 (gene Ripor3). The transcript is spliced from 21 exons. The record is from RefSeq and is a predicted model, not a curated record. NCBI's taxonomy places the organism in Eukaryota, Metazoa, Chordata, Mammalia, Rodentia, Muridae. The coding region runs from base 1265 to 4003 and encodes 912 amino acids.
CUGUCACUUGGGUGCUAGGAAUCCAACCCAGGUCUUCUGCAAGAGCAGCCAGUGCUCUUACCUGCUUGGGGGGGGCUCCUCUCUAGCCCCUGUAUAACUGUUUUUAACUUCCUGCCUCUGUCCAUCUCCCCUUGUCUGGGCUUCAGACCUCAGCCCUACCCCUGAUUCCAGACUGCUCACCAAACAGAGACACAGAGGUGAGGGGUCCAUCCCAGGGUGGACAAUACCAAAUGACCCAGCAGGGCUCCACUCAGGGUGGGGCACAGCAUCCUGUCCCAUCCUGACUCUUGGGCUGGCCACGACUUUCUACCCCGCAGAUAGAGAGUUUACUUGGGGAAGUUAUCUGAUCGAAUUUAGUACUAAGAUGUAAUUGAUUGCUGUAAUAAAGCCCAUUUCCCUUUCCAGGCUUGGGGGGAGGGGGUUGGUCAGGUGCUGACAGUGAGUGAGCCAGUAGUGACCCACUGACAGGCAUGGCAUCCGGGGCUAUCCUCCAGGACUGUCAGGGAGGCACCUCUGAAACCAGGAGUGGGGGUAGGUCAUAAAGCUUGGUUCUUAAACCGUUCCUGGGGACAGGCUCAAAGACCCAUGGAAUGAUGGGGGAAUGAAGAUUCGAAGCACACAGAGUUGAGCCUUAGCAUAGCAAGGCUGCCACUGCCCUGCACCAUGGGGCAGGACCAUGGUCAGCCUCGUUGCUGUGCCAGGAGUCUAUGCAGUCAGUCCAGGGACUACCCUGCCUGGAGGCUGGGGCAGGUUCAGCAUGUGAGCAGGGCCCUGUCAGCCAGCUACAUACCCAGCCAGCAUGAGGCUAAGGACAGUCGUGGCAGCAGAGCCUGCUUGAUUACUUGUGAGCACUGGCCACCAGGCCACACGUGCCUGGAAGCCUGUCUGGCAGGCCUGGGGCUGUUUAAUAUUUACUGAGCCCUCAUGGGGCUGGUGACACAUCCACCCCCAGAACUACUCCCAGCCCGUGACACCAGCCGGCCAUGCAGCAGGCGCCUCAUUUCACCAUCCGGGCUGCGCCGUGCCAGCCCUCGGAGCCGCUGACCUCAGAGGCUCAGCGACACAGCUGGGCUCAGAGCCUCCGGAGCCCAGGGAGAGGCAGAGGGAGAGGGAAGGGGUGAGCUAGGGGGGCACGGUGAGCCCCUGAAGUGAGCUGCAGCUCUACCCAGAGCUACCUCCCACCUCACUGUUCUGGCUGCCUGGAAUCUCACCUGUCAGAACCUACCUGGUCCCUUGUGUGCAGUGUUGUCUGUCCGUGCCUGAGAUGGCUACUUUGUGGAGGGCCCGGUCCAAGAGAAAGUCCAUCAACAGGAACUCUGUGCGGUCCCGGCUGCCAGCCAAGUCCUCCAAGGCCUACAGAACACUGCGCAAGGGUUCGCUAUGCCUGGAUCCCCGGCCGCAACAAGUGAAGAAAAUCUUUGACGCUUUGAAGAGAGGCCUCAGGGAACAUCUGUGUGAGCAGCAGGCUGAACUGGACUACCUGUGUGGACGCCACACGGACACCCAGAGGGGCUCCAGGCUGGCCUUCUACUAUGACCUGGACAAGCAACUGCGCCUGGUGGAGAGACACAUCCGGAAGGUGGAGUUCCACAUCAGCAAGGUGGACGAACUCUAUGAAGCUUACUGCAUCCAGUGGCGUCUGCGAGACGGAGCCUCCAACAUGCAGCGCGCCUUCAGCAACAGCACGCAGAGCAGAGCCUCCCGGGAGAGCCUGCAGGAGCUGGGCCGAAGCUUACAGGAGUGCCUGGAGGACAUGUGUCUCAUAGAGGGGACCUUGGAAGGUCACCUGGGCGAGUUCCAAGUCAAGAUGAAAGGCCUGGUGGGCUAUGCACGCCUCUGUCCCGGAGACCAGUAUGAGGUGCUCAUGCGCCUGGGCCGUCAGCGAUGGCGACUGAAGGGCCGGAUAGAGCCAGAUGACAGCCAGACCUGGGACGAAGAGGAGAGGGUGUUUGUGCCCACGGUGCACGAGAACCUGGAGAUCAAGGUGACCGAGCUUCGGGGCCUGAGCUCGAUGGUGGUGGGUGCGGUGACAUGUGACGUCGCAGACUUCUUCAUGGCCCGGCCCCAGCUUGUGGUGGUGGACAUCACCGAGUUGGGCACCAUCAAACUGCAGCUGGAGCUGCUGUGGAACCCCUUGGACUCUGAGUGCCGCCUGGUGUCGCCCAGUCCCACUGGCAGGUUCUCCAUGGGCAGCAGGAAGGGUUCCCUAUAUACCUGGACGCCGCCCAGCACCCCCAGCUUCCGGGACAAAUACUACUUGUCUCUUCUCCAGCAGCCAGUGCAGCAGUCCUUGCUGCUGGGUGGGCCAAAGGCCACCUCCAUCCUUGGCUACCUAUCUGACAGUGAACUUCAGGGUCCCCGCCUGCGGAGCCGGAGCCAGGAGCUACUAGAGAUGGAUUCCUUCAGCUCUGAGGACCCCAGAGACACUGAGACCAGUACUUCGGCAUCCACUUCAGAUGUGGGCUUCCUGCCCGUGCCUGUGGGUUCCGCAGCCUGCACAGAAGAGGAGACCAGGGAGGGGCCUCCACCUCUGGGCCUGCUGCCAGGCCUGGCUCACCCAGCCAGGGGUGUGCUUGUAGAACGGCCCGGCUGGAGGGACUUGGGAGGAGAGAGGCUGGCCCUGCUGCAGGACGCCCCCAUCCACAGCCCCAUGGUGCCACGGAGCCGGAAGGGCCAGGAGGAUGGAGAUGUGGGGGACGGAGUGGAGGGGCCUGUGCAGGAGGUCCUGGACCUGCUGCGGUCUGCAGACCCUGCGCAGCCCCAGCUCAGGGAGCUGGAGUACCAAGUCCUUGGCCUCAGGGAGCGGUUGAAGCCCCGAGGGGUACAGCCGGAACCCGUGUCGGCGCAGAGCCUGAUGGACUGUAUCCUUGAGAGCUUUGCCUUUCUGAAUGCCGACCUUGCCAGUGAUGAACUGUCCCUGUUUGGGGGCUCCCAGGCUCCUGAGAGGGACAGCCCCCCGCCUCCACGGCCAUCACUGAAGGUGUCACCCAGCGAGCUCACAGCUGGUGCCCCCGAGCUGGACACGCUGCUCACUGUCCACCUUCAAGUCUGCAAAGCCUUGCUUCAGAAACUGGCUUCCCCGAAUUUGUCAAGGAUGGUGGAGGACUGCCUCCUAGAGGAAGCAGUGCAGCAAAGGCAGGUUCUGGAAGUGCUUUCAGACCUUGACCUUGAGCAGGUCAGCAAGGCCAGGUCGGUUGAAGAGAUCAUCCCACAGGCUUCUCACAGGAAGGGUGGCCUGGCACUGUGGCAGGGGUGCACGCAGCCUGGUGGUGUCCUGGCCUGCCCUGCCUCCACACUCCUGAGCCAGCUCAAGAAGACAUUCCUGCAUCGCGUCCGAGGGAAGUACCCUGGCCAGCUGGAAAUAGUGUGUCGCAGGCUCCUGGAGCAAGUGGUGGGCUGUGGUGGGCUGUUGGUCCCGGCAGGGCUUCAGGAAGAGCAGGUGGUCACCUGGUUCCAGUUCCACAGCUACCUGCAGCGGCAGAGCAUCUCCGACUUGGAGAAACAUCUCGCUCAGCUCACCAAGGAAGUGACUCUCAUUGAGGAGUUGAGCUGUGCAGGCCCAGCCAAGGCCCUGAGAAAGCUGCAUGGGAAGUGUCUAAGCCAGCUGCAGCCACUGCCCCAGACACUUCAAGCCUGGGCACUUCUGCAGCUAGAUGGACCCCCGAGGCUGUGCAGGGCGGCCAGAACGCGCCUAGCCAGCGCGGCCAGGAACAAGCGCUUCCGGGAAAAGGCUCUGCUGUACUACACUAAUGCCUUAAAUGACAGUGACGCCAAGGUCCAGCAGGCGGCGUGCGUGGCUCUGCAGCAGCUUGGGGGUAUUGAAAGCUGUGAGCAGAUUGUCAGUCUGUGUCAGUCUGACCUGGAGGCCGUGCGAGUUGCAGCGCGGGAAGCGACACUGUCAUUUGGUGAGAAAGGCCGCCUGGCUUUCGAGAAGAUGGACAAACUCCACUCGGAACAAGAGGCCUUCUGUCAGGAAGCGGACGUUGAAAUCACAAUUUUUUAAGAUGCCGUGAUCAACGAGCUCAAAUCGGGCGUCUCUCUUCCUUGAGGCUGCUUAGCCUCCACAGUGCCCAGGAUUUGGAUGGAGCAGUCUAGCCACUCCCUUGCAAGCCUGGGCCGGUCAGGAUAGUUACCUGAGCUUGGGGUUGGUGCCCAGCCCAGGGAGGAGAGUGGUGUCUUCACAGAGCAGGUGGAAGUGGUGUGUGGGGGCCCCCCGAGGCUGUGGCCUCCUACAGACGCCGCUUCUGCUUUCCUGGGGUUCAGUGCCAGGGCAGCCUACACUGCCUGAGGAUCAAGGGGCCGGGGCAAGGUGAGGCUCCAGGACAGACACGCACGGAGUCCGAGCUCCCUGCACACCCGCAGCUGGGACAGAACUGGUCUGAUAAGGCAUGGCAGGCCCACCUCCAGUGCAUGGCACCCUCCGGCCAUUGGAGGGAUACUCCAGCGUGAGUGGAGGCGAGGUUUUCCCUGCGGCGGCUAUGGAGACGCACGAUGGGUUUCCUACCUAAGUGGAUAGAGCACUCCAAGCUCGGGGCUCUCAGGGCUGACUCGGUCACCCCACUCGGAGUCCCGUGGACCAUGCGUGCUCACUUGGUAUUUAUUUGUUUCCUUCAUGUCCAUUUCCUGAAAUCUCAAUUAAAAGCCCUGUAGCGUAUGGCCACCUUA